UUCAGUUGAGUACUACUAAAAGCAACGUACAGAAGCUUAUAACAACACCUUUCCAGCUACUUCUUAUUUUCUUUUCUUUCAUAGAUUCUUUUAAGUUGCUUUCAAAUAUAAAUCACAAGAACUGUGCAUGCAAAUGAAACCCUAGUUAUAAAUAGACAUCACUAUAUAUUAAUUAAUUCAAUUCCCUUUUCUAGCAAUUUUUUUUCAUUAUAUAAAGUUUCAUCUACCAGCUAGUCCUUUUCUACAUAUUAGAUCUCAUUGUGACACUUUUUUUCCUAUUCAAUAUUACUAUUGAUCAUCAAAAUAUGGAGGAAUCUCAAAAUAUGAUGUGGAUGAAAAGGAAACAAGUCUUGAACUCACAUAUUGAAGAAGUACCAUCAUUUGAAGUUGGAGCUAUGAACAUGAACAACAAGUCUUGGGAGGAAAAAGCUUUUGCAGAAGAUGCAGCUAGGAUACUUGGUGGAUGUAUAUGGCCUCCAAGAUCUUACUCAUGUCAUUUCUGUAAAAGAGAGUUUAGGUCUGCUCAAGCUUUAGGUGGUCACAUGAAUGUUCAUAGAAGAGAUAGAGCUAAGCUCAAACAAAGUCUUGGUCACCAUAAUGAAUUAGACCUUCAUUCUCUUCAUAAAAAUCAUUUUACAACAAGCAGAGUUAACUCAUCUUCUUGGCCAUCAACUAUAUCUAAACAAGAAAACUGUUUUGAGUCAAACAUGUCUUCUUCAUAUUCUUCUUCAAUUAGAUGGGGAAAUUAUAACCACAUGGUGUCUCAUGAUUUUGAACCAAAAGGGUUACUAGUUAAUGCAAGGGAACAAAUUUUCAAAGGUUAUAGUUGCAAUGAUUAUGUUGAAACAAGUUUGUCUAUGGGACAAAAUAAUUCAAUGUUUGGCCAAAAAUUACUAACUGAUGAUUUUUGUGGGGACAAAGGAAGCAACACUUGUAAAAAACCAAGGACAAGUUCUAUUUUUCAUCACAAGCCAUGUUUGAAUGAUAGAUGUUUAACUUUUCAGUCUGCAGAUCAGUUUGUGAAUAUUGGAAUUAAGCCUGGAAUGGAAGACUUGGAUCUUGAACUCAGACUAGGGAAAUUAACACAGAAAGUUUAGUAUAUAGGACAAGAGAAAUUGUAAUGGAAUAUUAAUUGUCAGUGUUUUGUCCUUUUUCUCUCUUCUAUUAAUUAGGAGUACUCAUCAUGAUGAUGAUGAUAGAUAAAUAUCUAUGCAAGAACCUUUUCUUUGUCUAAUCAAAACUUUGAAGGGAAUGAUAAGAUUUCAUUCUUUUCAUGAAAUGUUUAACUUUUUUAUUUUAAUGUUCAAGAAAUGAAAUGUUUAACUCGAA
Trifolium pratense (red clover) is the source of this 1329-nucleotide messenger RNA. RefSeq lists its product as uncharacterized. Bases 306 to 1097 code for a protein of 263 amino acids. The record is from RefSeq and is a predicted model, not a curated record. The transcript is spliced from 2 exons. Lineage: Eukaryota; Viridiplantae; Streptophyta; Magnoliopsida; Fabales; Fabaceae.